UAUAAAAGAAUCAACUGACGCAUGAGCGUUACAGUCAGGUUUUCAGCACAAGACACAGCAGACGACAAAAUGGAUAUUCUCGGUGUAGCCGUGCCUAUCUGGGUCAUUCUUUUGCUGGUAGCCAUCCUAAUUUAUACAUUCAUGAUGAGCCGUGACUUUUUAACGUUCAAGCGGAUGGGUAUACCCGGACCGACACCUCUACCAAUCGUCGGUAACGUGAUAGCUUUGGCGUCUAAGGGUAUUCGCGCGUUUGACCUUAACGCACUUAACAAGUAUGGCAAGGUGUAUGGACAUUUCGACGGGUUCGCUGCAAAUCUAGUGGUAGCAGACAAAGAGAUGCUGAGGGAAAUACUGGUGAAGCAGUUUAAUAACUUCUCAGAUAGAUUUUCCCUUGAAGAAUUCAGUGGAGACUUGAGACAUGGACUGACGGAUGUAAAGGGAGAACACUGGAAACAAAACAGGAGUACUAUCACACCCACGUUUUCAUCCGGAAAACUUCGCAAGAUGGUGCCCCUUAUUCAGAAAGCGUGUGACACGCUCAUGAAAACUUCCCGGAAGCUUAUAAAGAGUGGAGACGAUGGCCAAGUGGAAAUGAAAAGAUUAUUUGGGGGAUUUUCAAUGGAUGUCAUCAGUUCCACGGCUUUCGGUAUUCAGGUGGAUUCCCAGAGUAACCCGGAUGACCUUUUUGUAAAACACGCUCAGAAGAUGUUUGACUUUUCGGUUACCAAUCCUUAUAUGCUCUUUAUGAUGUACUUGCCGGCGUUAAAACCUCUGUUUCUGAAACUUGGUGUGUGCGUCUUCCCACGGGAUAGUAUGGCCUACUUUCGAAAACUUACUUAUCAGCUGCUGGAUGAAAGGAGAAGAAACAAGGAGGUAGAUCGCAAGGAUUUCCUCCAGUUGAUGAUCAAUGCCCAGGAAGGUCGAUUGGAACUUGGUGAUGAAGAUUCAGAAGAACAGGGCGGCAAUUCGUCAAAACAAAAUAUCCGUGGCCUAACAUUUGAUGAAAUCGUGGGAAAUGCAGAAUUAUUCUUUGCUGCUGGCUACGAAACGACGGCUUUGACACUUACCAUGAAUGCAUACAACCUCGCUACGAACCCAGAAUGUCAGGAAAGGCUACGUCAGGAAAUUGUGGAAAAGAUCGGGUCGGAAAAAAUUGACACUGAGAACGUCACGAAACUUCAGUAUCUCGACAAGUGUAUUAAUGAAACACUACGGAUGUUCUCUCCGGCUUUGAGAAUCGACAGAGUGUGUGUAAAAACGACAAAGGUCAAGGACAUCACGAUACCAGCCGGGAUGAUCGUGACUGUACCAGUAUAUGCGAUUCAUCAUGAUCCUGAAGUUUGGGAGAAACCCGAUGUUUUCAAUCCAGAGAGAUUUUCUGCAUCUGAGAGAGCUAACCAAGAUCCAUUGGAUUUUAUGCCGUUUGGGUAUGGGCCCCGUAGCUGUAUCGCUAUGCGACUUGCUUUACUGGAGGCUAAAAUGGCUACAGCUGAUAUCGUGCAAAACUUCAGGUUUAGUGUCGGCAGCAAGACUGAUAUCCCACCGAAAAUGAAAGACGAAGAUUUAUUAAAGCCUAAACAUCUGUGGUUGAAGAUGGAGGAGAUCAAGUGAGAGAGCACAUUUGCGCAACAGUGAAGCAACUGGCAGGAAACUGCAAUAUUAUUGCCAUCGUACUCAAAGUCACUCCCUUUAAAUAAUGGAAAACUAGUCUAUCAGCCAAUUAUAUGUAUUUAUAUUAUAUUUAAUAUACUCAUAUUUACAUUAUAAUCAGUCAAGAGUGACCACCUACCUACAUCUUCACCAUUUGCAAGGGUGUUUUCCGUGUGUUUUCCUCCUUUCAAUUUGCAUCCUAAUUAACGAGACCAUCAUUUCCUGUGCACUUAUGUUUUUUUCUCGUUUGUCUUGUGAUGUGUAAAAUCGUUAGUCAAAACAUUUUCGCGUGGAAAAGAAUUGUUUAUACUGUAAACAUUGAAACUUCACCGUUUUCUACAAAUAGAUUAGUUUGAAACUAAAGGCAUCUUAUAUACAUGUAAACACAUCUUUGGAUAUCAGCAUUGUUUUCCAAAUGACAUCACUAAGAUCUGCUUUCGAAUUCGACCAUUUUUUUUUCUUUUUUUCUUUUGAGGAUUUUGACUCUUGUUUCUGACACGUUACCAAUCUAUUUGAGCUUGGAUACAUUAUAUAUAUAGUUUAACGUUUUUAGCUCACCUGCCCGAAGGCCAAGUAAGCUUAUGUCAUGGUGCAGCGUCUGUCGUCCGUUUGCA
Messenger RNA from Mizuhopecten yessoensis (Yesso scallop), 2264 nucleotides. RefSeq names its product cytochrome P450 3A2-like. Gene Ontology annotation, molecular function: iron ion binding; steroid hydroxylase activity; oxidoreductase activity, acting on paired donors, with incorporation or reduction of molecular oxygen. The transcript is spliced from 14 exons. NCBI's taxonomy places the organism in Eukaryota, Metazoa, Mollusca, Bivalvia, Pectinida, Pectinidae. The coding region runs from base 22 to 1611 and encodes 529 amino acids. The record is from RefSeq and is a predicted model, not a curated record.